GGGCGAUGGGGGCAAUGGCAGCGCGAGAAGAAUGCGCGGCGCCAACCAAAUUCCCAGCCCUCCGAGACUAAUCGCGACAGUUGCGCCGAUCCAGGGCGGGCUCUUCGCGGGCCGCGGAUGACCAGGCACACCUGGCCAGCCCCCGUAUGGGCCUCCAUCUCGCAGGUCGAAUGGAGACCGUUAGUCUUGGGCUGGGCUCACUGGAGAACUGGUCGCGCUCGCAGGUCGCAGCAGGGGGCAGUGGCCAUGGGGGGAGGAGCAACGCCGGUGAGGUGGCCGCGGGUGCUGGCGCCGGCGCACCUGGCCGGAGCUAUACGCCGGCAGAAGAACCCGCUCGAGGCCGCGCGCCUGUACGACGACGCGCCCCGCUGGUACGCGCGCUCCUCCUACCGCCAUAGCGACACCGUCCACGCAUCCCUCCUCGGUGCCGCUUCCGCGUCCCCUUCGCUCCUCCCGUCUCUCCUCCGCCGCAUCCUGCGCUCCUCCCCCUCCGCCGACGCCCUGCUCGCCUCGUCCAUCCCGCACCUCCCUCCCGAGGACGCCGUCACCAUAUUCCGCUCCUCACUCCCUUCCUCCCCCGCCCCGUCCUGGUCCCUCUCCUUCUCCGCCCUCCUCCGCCGCCUCCUCUCCCGCGGUCUCCUCCCCGAAGCUGCCAGGCUCCUUGCCGACUUCCAGGGGCGCCCUGAAGUGUCUGUAUCAUCCGAAGACAUCAGCCUGCUUAUCUCGGAGAUGUGCCGCGUGCGGCGGCCUGACCUCGCGCUUCAGGUGCUCGAAGAAAUGCCUGGUCAGUGUCUUGCGCCUGACAGAGGCGCGUACCACACGAUCGUUCCUGCGCUCUGCAAUGCCGGCAUGCUCGAGGAGGCUACGCAUGUCGUCUACUCCAUGCUGUGGCGCGUGUCGCAGCGGGGCUGUGACGUGGAUGUCGUGGUGUACCGGGCGUUGCUGGUCGCACUCUGCGCAGCUGGCCAGGGUGAACAGGCAGAGAUAGUGCUGGAUAAGAUUAUCAGGAAGGGGUUGAGGACUCCAGGCAGUAGGCGCUCUCUUCGUGUGCCAAUGCUUGGAGGGCUUAGCAUCGAUGACGCCCGGGAAGCCAUUGAUCGGGCAUUGGUUGUGCGAGGUGGGCGGACUGUUGCAAGCUUUGAAUCCAUGGUUCUUGAUCUCUAUGACGAAGGAUGCUUGAAUGAGGCAGAUAAUUUGUGUAAGGACAUGGGCAAGAAGGGGUUCAAACCAACAAUAUGCAUGUAUGAAGCCAAAAUCAUUGCUUUAUGCAGGGAACAGAGGGUAGAUGAUGCAAUCAAGGUGUUGGAGGAGGAGUUGGCCAAGAGUGGUCUAGUUCCGACUGUGACAACAUAUAACUUGUUAAUGAAGGGUCUUUGCGAUAUUAUGCAAUCAAUGAAGGCCCUAGGAUUCCUGAAAAGAAUGGAUAAGCAGCUUGGCUGUGUUGCUCGAAAGGAGACUUUCUCUAUCUUGAUCAAGGGCUUGUGUUCGGAAAGUCAGUUUGUUGAGGCGGCAAGGGUUAUGGAGAGGAUGGUGAAGGGCCACCGUCGCCCUGAAAGAACUGAAUUCAGCAAUGUCAUUGAAGGAUUGUGUUAUCUUGGCAGAACAUACGAUGCAUUGUUAUGGCUAGAGGAGAUGAUCGACCAUGGAGAAACACCUGAUGUCCGUGUUUGGUCUUCUUUGGUUUCGUCGGCUUUAGGAUUAGGAGAAAGUGUUGUGGUUGCAGCUGCAUGCGAAUUGGUUAUUCAAUAGAGGACUUCCUUAUAUUUAACGCUGAAGUUAAGAAGGAAGUGUCCCUAUGGAGAUUGGCACUUAAGCACUGAACACUUUGCCAGUUUUGAUAAAUAUCAACAGCUGAGGAAUUGAGCUGACACCCUGCGUUCACUAGCUUGAGGUUUGUUGGGUGCUGAUUAUCGGUGUUUUCGGCCCAACACCUGUUUGGUGAAUUGUUAGCUGCAUCCUGCCAUCAUGUUGAAAACCUUGGUGCUGUCACAUCAACGCUGAAGGCAAAGAAGACCGACGGGUGUGUCCACUAGCAUGAGGAGGUCUGUGGGGUGCUGAUUAUCGCUGUUCCGGCCCAACACCUGUUUGAUGAAUUGUUAGCUGCAUCCUGCCAUUAUGAUGAAAACCUUGGUGCUGUCACAUCAACGCUGAAGGAAAAGAAGACCGACGGGAGAGGUAUCUUUCUGUAGACACCGCUAAAUGUCUGAAUUUCAACCUGUGGAGCAGCCAAGCAGCUCGCAGGUAUUAAUUCUGAGGGCAUGGGGCUGUUGACGUAUUUGUUCUUGAAAGGGAAAAUUGGGUGUACUGGCUGGGGUGUUGUUCCUCAUGAUGAACACGGCACUGGUGUUCGAUUGGCAGCCAACGGUGACUCUUUUUGACGGCUGCGACAUGUGUUCAGUGCACGGGCUGAGGCCUUUUUCUGCUCUACUGAUACUAUCUCUUCCCUGUGGAUGGGCCAAGUGAGAUUAGAGAUGGAUGCAAUGCAAUCAACUUGGUGAGUGCCCUGCAAUUUAGGGAGCGUGAUAAAGCUGAUGCUGGAUAAAGGACCUUAAGUCUGCUUGAUGUGUUUUUUUGGCGUUGAGAUUAAACUGGUGUGUUGCGUGUGACUAGGGGUUGUGGCAAGUUCACCCAGUGUCUGGUGAAGCAUGGUGUCCAUUGUAGAACCGUCGAUUUCUAUCUUGUAGACAGACCAAGUCCCAGACAUGUUUUGGGUGUACAUGCCACAUCUUAAUAAAAGAGCAAAUCCUGUUGACAAAAGUAUUGUCUACUUAAGUGAACUCACAUUUUCUAUCA
This is a messenger RNA of Brachypodium distachyon (stiff brome), 2793 nucleotides long. RefSeq names its product pentatricopeptide repeat-containing protein At1g05600. The record is from RefSeq and is a predicted model, not a curated record. The transcript has a single exon. The coding region runs from base 118 to 1749 and encodes 543 amino acids. NCBI's taxonomy places the organism in Eukaryota, Viridiplantae, Streptophyta, Magnoliopsida, Poales, Poaceae. Gene Ontology annotation, molecular function: protein binding.